GUUGACCUCCUAUAUAGGCCGAUGUCUAUGAUAACACUAAGUAAAAAAAUUGCUUGCUCACUGUUGUGUGAACAAGCGGAUCUCUAUUUUAGAGUCUAGAUCUCUAGUCUACAAGCAGUCAAGAAACAUUUUAAAAAAUACUUUAAAAUGUCUGAAAAAAAAGGAGAUAUCGCCCUCAUUGGAUUAGCUGUGAUGGGACAAAACUUAAUCCUUAACAUGAAUGAUCAUGGGUUCACCGUAGUUGCUUUUAACAGAACAGUCUCAAAAGUAACAGAGUUCCUCAACAAUGAAGCAAAAAACACUAAUGUGAUUGGAGCUGCUUCAAUGGAAGAUAUGGUUAGUAAACUGAAAAAGCCCAGAAGAGUUAUGCUCCUAGUCAAGGCUGGUUCUGCUGUUGACAGUUUCAUAGAUAGUCUGGUUCCUUUACUUGAGAAGGGUGACAUCAUUAUUGAUGGUGGAAACUCAGAGUACAGAGACUCUAUUCGCAGAUGUCAGGCCCUAAAAGCUAAAGGUAUUUACUUUAUUGGGAGUGGAGUUAGUGGGGGUGAGGAAGGUGCCAGGUAUGGUCCAUCCCUCAUGCCAGGUGGAGCUGAAGAAGCUUGGCCUGCAGUUAAAGAAAUCUUUCAAGCUAUUUCAGCCAAGGCUGACAAAGAACCAUGCUGUGAUUGGGUUGGACCUGAGGGAGCUGGUCACUUUGUAAAAAUGGUCCACAAUGGCAUCGAGUAUGGAGACAUGCAGUUGAUUUGUGAGGCUUAUCAUCUUAUGAAAAGUGUCCUUGGACUUAGUCAUAAAGAAAUGGCUGAGGUUUUUGAUGAAUGGAACAAAGGGGAGCUUGAGUCGUUCCUUAUAGAAAUUACACGUGAUAUUAUGCAAUACAAUGACACAGAUGGCAAACCAUUGGUAGAAAAAAUCAGAGAUUCUGCUGGCCAGAAAGGGACUGGAAAGUGGACAGCUAUUGCUUCAUUAGAGUAUGGAGUCCCAGUCACUCUUAUCGGUGAAGCUGUCUUCUCACGCUGUCUUUCAUCGUUAAAAGAAGAACGUGUGGCUGCAAGCAAACAAAUUUCAGGGCCAAGUGAAACAAAAUACAAAGGUGAUGUGAAGGCCUUUGUCAACGAUAUCAAAAAUGCUUUGUAUGCAUCUAAAAUUGUUUCCUAUGCACAAGGCUUCAUGCUGAUGAGAGAAACAGCUAAAGAAUUAGGCUGGAAAUUAAAUUUUGGUUCUAUUGCUUUGAUGUGGAGAGGCGGGUGCAUUAUUAGAAGUGUUUUUCUUGGAAACAUCAAACAAGCUUAUGAUAAAAACCCACAAUUAAGCAAUCUUUUAAUAGAUGAUUUUUUCAAGAAUGAAAUCCAGAAAUGUCAGGAUUCCUGGAGGCGUGUUGUUUCAACUGCUGUACUGCUAGGCAUUCCAACACCAGCCUUUAGCACAGCAUUAGCUUUCUUUGAUGGCUAUAGAAGUCAAAAUUUACCCGCCAAUCUUAUUCAGGCUCAGAGAGAUUACUUUGGUGCCCACACUUAUGAACGCAACGACAGUCCAGGCCAGUACAUUCACACCAACUGGACAGGCAGGGGAGGCAAUGUAUCUUCAUCAACCUACCAAGCAUAAUAACAAGAGGAAAACACAAAAGUUCAAGGACACAAAUUGUUUAUGAAAAUCAAAACAUCUCUAGACAAAUGUUAUGAGCAUUCACUUUUCUCACCAUGUUUGACUCACUAUUGAAUGUAGGUCUCACAUUGUGAGUUCAGCUUUUGUGACAAGAAUUUGUGUUGACUUACUAGGAGUUUAAAGUUUUUGUACAGUGAUUUAGAACCAAUGUUUUUUUUUUUUUUUUUUUUUUUAUGUAGAUGUUUAUCAAUCUUAAGAAAUUUUAUUUAAUGAUUCUUUCUAAAGAAUGGCAAUUUUGAGAAAUUGAUGGGAAAUAUUUUCUCCCUUUUAUAGUCCAUCUUUCUUUCAGUUCUUUUUCAUUAUCUUCAUCUAUUUCCAAGACACUGAAUCUCCAAUCAACAGUUGUAUCAUUACUGUACAAUCUAUUAGAAAGUUUUCAAUGUCUUCAUUUCUUUCUUCCUCUUUAGAAUAGUAUCUGUUUAUUUUUACUGGUAACUUUCUUAGAAGACUUCAGUUCUAACUGAAAUAUCAUUUUGAGGAGAAAUGAAAGAUAGAUUUUAAUAAAAGGAAUAGGUUUGUUCAACAUUCCUGGCUAAUGUUAUGAGAAAACAUCCUUGCUGAUUUUUGUGCAUACAACUAUUACUGUACAUUUUUUUUUAUGAAAAGAAUUUUUCUUUAAAGAACAAACAUUAUUGUUUCAUUUUUGUUUUGUUUUAUCAUGACAAUUACUUGUUUCGUUAUUUAUGACAGAAUGUACACUUUCUUAAAAUAAACUUUUUUUUCAUCUUCA
This is a messenger RNA of Biomphalaria glabrata, 2392 nucleotides long. Its product is annotated as 6-phosphogluconate dehydrogenase, decarboxylating-like. The transcript has 12 exons. Gene Ontology annotation, cellular component: cytosol. Lineage: Eukaryota; Metazoa; Mollusca; Gastropoda; Planorbidae. Gene Ontology annotation, molecular function: NADP binding; phosphogluconate dehydrogenase (decarboxylating) activity. The record is from RefSeq and is a predicted model, not a curated record. The coding region runs from base 148 to 1602 and encodes 484 amino acids. Gene Ontology annotation, biological process: pentose-phosphate shunt, oxidative branch; pentose-phosphate shunt.